Molecule: messenger RNA, 813 nt
Organism: Dovyalis caffra
Lineage: Eukaryota; Viridiplantae; Streptophyta; Magnoliopsida; Malpighiales; Salicaceae
Source: the annotation of a GenBank genome assembly
AUGGCACCACGUCUCUUCGCUUGCUUUGGCAAAGGAAACGAUUCCUCUUCAAGAAACCAAAACCAUGCAAAUGUAACAGUUGAUGUAUCUGCGGAGGAGCAGCGUCGUGGAGGGGCUGUUUUGGUGGAGUUGUUUUCUUCGCAGGGAUGUAAAACAUCCCCGGAAGCUGAGUUGUUGGUUUCAAGGCUAGGGAGGGGUGAUUUUCAACUUGAAGUGCCUGUUAUUGUUCUGGCUUAUCACGUUGAUUAUUGGGAUUAUAUGGGGUGGAAAGAUCCUUAUGGGAGCAGUCAGUGGACAGUUAGACAAAAGGCUUAUGUUGAGUCUUUGAAGCUUGAUACCAUGUUUACACCACAAAUUGUUGUUCAAGGGAGAACUCAGUUUGUGGGAAAUGAGGAGGAGGCUUUGUUGUCUUCCAUUGUCAACGCACCAAGGUUUCCGGCUCCAACAUUUCAGGCAACAUUUCUAAGGCCUACGCCAGAUUGCUUGCAAGUCUCUUUAUCAGGAGCUUUAAGGGCUAAAGUUGAUCAUAAUGGUGUCACUGUCAUGGUGGCUCUUUAUGAGAGUGGAUUAGUGACUGACUGUCCAAGGGGAGAGAACAAAGGGCGUGUCCUGUCAAAUGACUUUGUUGUUAGAAAGCUUGAAAAGCUCUGCACUGUCAAAGACAUCUCUGUCAAGAAGACAGUUUCAGGAACUGUUAAUUUUGCUUUAUGGGAAGACUUCAAUAGCAGCAAAUGUGGUCUUGCUGUCUUUGUUGAAGACAGCUCCCGUCAAAUUUUUGGGUCACAGAGCAUUCAGUUUCCGGACACUAUAUGA